GAAAGAGAGAUGUACUGGGACACCACCCUGAAACCUGGAGACAGCAAAGAGCCGAAAAUAAAGAUGGAGAUUUGCCAGACGGGAUAUUACACAGAAGACUUCAGGACGCAGGAAGUGCCGGCUGGCUUUGACUUUGCAUCUUAUGACUACCCUGGUGAAGACCUGUCUUUUCUGUUAGACAGUAAAGCACUCCUGCAGCAGAAGCACUAUGUCGCAGAAAGCAGCUACUCAGAGCCCCCCAAGGCUGCUCACCCAUACGACGCCAAAGUGAGCACCGGCGACACUUCACUCUUCAACCUGGACUCGUACCAGGAGUUCAACUGGUGGUCCUCAUACUCACACGACGGGCUGACCGUGGACCAGACCCCAACUGGAUACCAGGAGACGUACCAGAGCCUGGUGCCCCAGAACGGACAGUUCAGCCCGGCCGUGGAGGGCAGCCACAGCCCCUUUCCCCUUUCCAAUACAUUACGAAGUGAGACAGAUCCGAGCUACUGUCACUCGGUGGAACUCUACGACUCUGACGGACAGAGGCAGCCCUCGUCUUUCUGGCCCGAGUACUCCUCUCCCAGCUUCACUGCCCCCCCACCUCACCUGCCUCCGGCCCCCUGCCCCUCAACCCACGGUCCUCAGUCCUCGGAGCAGUACUGCCCCCGUGUGGUCAAACGCAAGAGCACACAUCCACAGAGGCCCGACAGGGAGGGCCAGAUGACAGGGAUGUCAGCUUAUCCAGGUUCUGGUCCAAUCCAGUUAUGGCAGUUUUUACUGGAGCUACUUCUGGACUCUGCUUGUUGCACCUUCAUCUCCUGGACGGGAGACGGCUGGGAGUUUAAGAUGUCCGACCCCUCAGAGGUGGCGAAGCGCUGGGGCCAGUGCAAGAACAAACCCAAGAUGAACUACGAGAAGUUGAGCCGUGGCCUGCGUUACUACUACCACAAGAACAUCAUCCACAAGACGGCCGGCAAACGCUACGUCUACCGCUUUGUCUGCGACAUACAGGGCAUGCUGGGAAAGACGGCACAGGAGGUGCUGACCAGUCUGAACGUUGUGCCCACAAACACAGAGUCGUGGCAGUCAGGCCCCGGGGGGCCAGCGGCGUCCGAGCACAGCAGCGAAACAUGGGCGGCAUCUGAGUAGGAACCGGUUUCCAGGACUACCAGCUGUGCUAGGCCCACAGUCUAGAGGGAACGGCUGAGCUCCUCAUGGGGUGAUGACGGUUUAGAGUCAAAUAACCCCAAACUCCUAAAUUCAUAGUCAGUCUUUUUCUUAAAUAAAGGAUCAUCUCAAAUGAAGGUCCCGUAACACCUGACCCAUGAACACAUAGCACCUCAGGGCGAAGUAACCGCAGCACAGGGGCGUUUAAAGCAUGACAAAUGGAGAUUUCUUCCGCAACGUCAGCGGCCAUAUUUUCAUAUGAAAAAGAGAAUCGAUUUGUAAAUAGUGUUCAUAUGACCGCCUUGUAGAGUUUUGUGCAUUUAUAAUAUUAUUUGUUUGAUACAAAACUCACGUCUACCUCUGUUGCUAAUCAGAAUAACGUAAACCGAGAUCAUUUCCAGGC
This is a messenger RNA of Cyclopterus lumpus (lumpfish), 1558 nucleotides long. RefSeq names its product ETS1-related protein (gene etsrp). The coding region runs from base 10 to 1137 and encodes 375 amino acids. Gene Ontology annotation, molecular function: sequence-specific DNA binding; DNA-binding transcription factor activity, RNA polymerase II-specific. Lineage: Eukaryota; Metazoa; Chordata; Actinopteri; Perciformes; Cyclopteridae. The transcript has 8 exons. Gene Ontology annotation, cellular component: nucleus. The record is from RefSeq and is a predicted model, not a curated record. Gene Ontology annotation, biological process: regulation of transcription by RNA polymerase II; cell differentiation.